UCAAACCACGUCGCCGACAUCCUCCCAAUAGUCCAGAUCAGAGGUGAAGAAAACGCCUCUUUCUCACCUCUUCCUCCUCGUCUUCAACCUACACAAAGCCUCCCUCUCUCCCUGUUCGAUUCGCCUAAAAGACCGCUCACACUAGACGAAAUCAACCGAGAGGGUUUCGAUCUAGGAUUGGUUUUGGACGAAGGGAAAAGAAGCAGGUAGGAGACAGCCGCUGCCGCCGGAGCAGGUGUCGCCGCCGUCGGGAAGAGA
Molecule: messenger RNA, 258 nt
Organism: Linum tenue
Lineage: Eukaryota; Viridiplantae; Streptophyta; Magnoliopsida; Malpighiales; Linaceae
Source: the annotation of a GenBank genome assembly